Zootermopsis nevadensis is the source of this 2324-nucleotide messenger RNA. RefSeq names its product carbohydrate sulfotransferase 11. Gene Ontology annotation, molecular function: sulfotransferase activity. Gene Ontology annotation, biological process: carbohydrate biosynthetic process. The record is from RefSeq and is a predicted model, not a curated record. Gene Ontology annotation, cellular component: membrane. Lineage: Eukaryota; Metazoa; Arthropoda; Insecta; Blattodea; Termopsidae.
AAUUACGUUGACAGUUUCCAAUAUUUACCGCCUUAAGAAUUAACUUGGUGUUUGUAUUAUAAUCUGAAAUGGACUGAAUUUUUCUUUGAAUUGGCAGUUAUUGAAUCAUAUUAUUAACAGAGUGGGACACACAUGUCAGAUUUCAGUUGUUGAGGGAAGCCAACGUUCUGAUCAACCAGGGCUAAAAACUUUAUAUUAUCCAAGAGAUGACAAUAUGCCACCUUUGCUAUUAUGUUGCUUAUUCUAACAUUUGGAGUUUUCUAAGCCCAUGCAACUAUUUGUAAAGACUUGCUGGACUUAAGAUAAGGCCCAUCUUAUCAGCAAACCUACUUCCCUUCCAGUAUCUCCAUCCUCCCACUAUGGUUACAUGAAAACUCAAUUUGACAGUAUCACACUGCUCCUCCCAAUGCUCUGCAAGGCAUUGUGCACAUAACAUUGUUCCAUUAUUUCAAAGGUUAAAUUCAAACCUCAAUCAGAAUGAAACCAUGAGUUGCACUUUCAUUUUGAGGCUUAAAAAAUCAGUGAAAUGCAUAUUAAUAAUAGUUGUGUUAAUUGUGUCACUUAAUUUAACUUUCAUAUCCAGAGGCAUACUUCAAUUAAACAGGAAUGAGAAAAUAAUAUCAAAGAAAUUAAACUGGCUUAAAAAUAAUAUAUCUACUGCCUUAUCAAAGCCCUGUACCAAAGGAUCUACAGCACAGACUUUCCACCCUGAGGAAACAAAAAAUAUCUGCUCACAAGUCAAGGUUGAUUUGAGGCUACCGCAAAGACGUCACUUCCUGGUAAAUCACGAACACAAACUGCUGUACUGUUGGAUUCACAAGGUAGCAUCUACCUCAUGGAUUGCAUUAUUUAGCCACCUUGCUAAUAGGACGCAUAUUGAUGAAUAUUACAGGGAAAUAAGAAUUUUGUCUCCAAAGAGUGCAGAAGAACUUCAUGGAAUAAUAACAACAAAAGACUAUUAUAAAUUAAUUGUAGUGAGACAUCCAUUUGAACGCCUGGUGUCUGCCUACCGUGAUCGGAUUGAAGAUACUUCAAGAUUCACCUCACAAGCGUGGAUUUAUGUUCCGCGCAUUUUUGCUCUCACAAGACCAGUACUAAAUCGUAACAAAAUAUUUGAUAUUAACCAUAACCAAAAGCUUUCCAUUGUGCCCACAUUUCAAGAGUUUGUAGAGUGGUUACUUGUAAUACCACCCAAAAAAUAUGAUGUUCACUGGAACCGUUACAGUGAUCACUGUAAACCUUGUGCUAUUCAUUAUGAUGCCAUCAUAAAAAUGGAAAAUUUUUCGAAUGAAAAGGAAGUAUCAGUGAUGCACAAUAUGGAGCUAGAACUUUUAAAUGCGAGUCUUCCGCACCUUCAACGAACUUCUGGCGGACCAACUGAUUAUAAUAUCACUUGUCAGUAUUUUCAGCAACUAUUUUCAGAACAAGUCAGCGCCCUCUAUGAAAUUUAUAGUAUGGACUUUGAAAUGUUCCAUUAUUCACCACAACUGUAUAUAAACUGUGCACAAAACAAGAGUGGACAAACAGAUUUAUCAGUACCAAAUGCUACCCCAUAAUACAUGCCUAAACUGUGACUGCCCAAGUGAAAUCUCUGUUCAUUGUUAACCUAACGGAUAAUGGAUUUAAACAACAAAAAUAACUGAAAUAAAGUAUGUAGGAUAGUAAACCUUAAUAUUAAAUGGGUAUUUCACUGUGUAAAUUCUACGUAAAACCCAAUUAAUUUGUUAUCGGAUAACUCAAAAUUCAUUCAGUACUAAAUCAUUCUUCAUACAAUAAGUGACCAGAUGUACUCAACAUUCAUGUUUAAAUUUCAUUUUAAGCAACUGAUAUAGUUUAUGUAAUAUUAGCAACAUUCCCUCCAUUUCACUUGUAGAAUUAUUUUAUUACUAAUUACACUAUUAAUGUCACUAGCUUCAAUUAAUAAAACCAGCAUGUAAUGUAUAGAAAAUUGGAUAAUUCAAAGUCUACUAAUAUUAAGUUCAUAUUUUUCGGUCUGAAGCACUCCAAAUUAAUGAAGUUUGGUGCAUAUACAUUUCUCAGUGCUACAGAUUAAAUUUGGAGAAACAGUUUCAAUAAUAUCUUCCAAAUACACAUUACACUGUAAAAUGUAAUAACACAAAUAUUUCAGUGCCUUUUGUUGCAAAGACUGCUUCUGAGAUAUGCCCUACUUUUUAAACCUGUAUUAUAUAAAUACCUCUGCAGAACUAAGGAAGUCACAGGUUCUGCCAAGAUACAAUAAAUUUGUAAGAUUCAUAACCUGUAGAGUGAUGAUCAAACAUAAGAAUUGUAAAUAACCAAUAAACUGAUUUAUGUAUUAAACCAUA